Messenger RNA from Cannabis sativa, 2999 nucleotides. RefSeq names its product protein IMPAIRED IN BABA-INDUCED STERILITY 1. The record is from RefSeq and is a predicted model, not a curated record. Gene Ontology annotation, biological process: protein phosphorylation; positive regulation of transcription elongation by RNA polymerase II. Lineage: Eukaryota; Viridiplantae; Streptophyta; Magnoliopsida; Rosales; Cannabaceae. Gene Ontology annotation, molecular function: cyclin-dependent protein serine/threonine kinase activity; RNA polymerase II CTD heptapeptide repeat kinase activity; ATP binding. The transcript is spliced from 9 exons. Bases 388 to 2517 code for a protein of 709 amino acids. Gene Ontology annotation, cellular component: nucleus; cyclin-dependent protein kinase holoenzyme complex.
AUUUUUUUUAUUAAAUAAAAAGAAAUGAGAAAAAAGAAAUGGCUUAUGAAGAGAGAAGAGAAGAGAGAGUGUCUUCUUAAUAAAAAUCUUUGUCCGCCAUCUCCCGCGAUUGUCGCAAAACUGAGGUGAAAGAAUGGAAAGUAGGAGAGAGAAAGUAACCACCCAAACUCAAAGCCACCAUUUCCAUUUCAUUUUCCUUCACUGCUAGAGCUAUGUUUGGCUUAUCUUACUUAUGGUGCUACUACUAAUACUAUGUAUAAAGCCCACGUUCAAUACCCAUUUCCCCAUUUCUCUCUCAUCCUAUAAUCUUGGUCAGCCACUCACUCAAUUCACCCCCUUUUAGCUCGCAUCCUCCCCUGGAUCGGGUCGGGUUGUGGCUUAGGAUCAAUGGGGUGCGUCAGCUCCAAGCAGGCGGUGUCUGUCACGCCUGCCAUAGACCACUCGGGUGCUUUAAGGGGCAAUGCCGGGAAUUCGGGCCGGAGCCGGGUUGGGGCUGGGGAGCUUGAGAAGAAAAAUAGUACGGCAGCGGCGGUGGGGGGAAAGAGGACGAAGAAAAAGAGUGGGGGAAGUGAGUUGGUGGGACUGAGUGGGAGCGAGUUGGGUGAGUCUGGGAGAGCGAGUUCAAACGGUGGUGGUGGGUGUGGGAGUGUUGAGUCUUUGAGCUUUAGAUUGGGAAACCUUCAAAAGUACGUGGAAGGAGAACAGGUUGCUGCUGGUUGGCCGGCUUGGCUCAGCGCCGUCGCCGGGGAAGCUAUUCAUGGUUGGGUACCUCUCCGAGCCGAUUCAUACGAGAAACUAGAGAAGAUUGGACAGGGUACAUACAGUACUGUAUUUCGAGCAAGAGACCUUGAAACUGGGAAGAUAGUUGCUUUAAAGAAGGUGCGGUUUGAUAAUUUUGAACCUGAGAGUGUAAGGUUCAUGGCACGAGAAAUCACUAUUCUUCGCAGGCUUGACCAUCCAAAUGUCAUUAAAUUGGAGGGCUUAAUUACUUCUCGACUAUCAUGUAGCUUGUACCUUGUGUUUGAGUACAUGGAACAUGAUAUUACUGGACUCUUAUCUUGCCCUGACAUCAAGUUCAACGAGUCACAGAUUAAAUGCUACAUGAAGCAGUUAUUAUCUGGGAUUGAACAUUGUCACUCGAGGGGUGUAAUGCAUCGAGAUAUAAAAGGAUCAAAUCUUCUAGUGGGGAAUGAUGGAAUUUUAAAGGUGGCGGAUUUUGGAUUGGCCAACUUCUGCAAUUAUGGGCAUAGACAACCAUUAACUAGCCGUGUUGUCACUUUAUGGUACCGUCCACCGGAGCUUUUGCUGGGGUCAACAGAUUAUGGAGCUGCAGUGGACCUCUGGAGUGUUGGGUGUGUUUUUGCAGAACUACUCAUGGGAAAACCUAUUCUUCAAGGAAGAACAGAGGUUGAACAAUUACACAAGAUCUUCAAGCUUUGUGGUUCCCCACCAGAUGAAUACUGGAAAAAAUCUAAACUCCCCCAUGCAACUCUUUUCAAACCACAACAUCCUUACGAUAGUUGUCUGCGGGAGACUUUUAAAGAUUUUCCUAUAGAGAAUGUGAACCUUCUCGAGACACUUCUUUCAGUGGAACCAUAUAAACGGGGGACAGCCUCCUUAGCCCUUGCAUCUGAGUAUUUCUCAACAAAGCCUUACGCAUGUGAUCCAUCAAGCUUUCCAGUAUACCCACCUAGCAAAGAGAUCGAUGCUAAAAACAGGGAGGAAGCUAAGAGAAAGAAGAGCAGUGGGAGAGUUCGGGGGACGGAAACAAGGAAGCCGACAAGGAAACCUUUGGGAACAAGUAAAUUGGCACCAUCGGAGGACUCUGUAACUCUGUCGCGAGACUCACGUAAAAGCAAUGGUUGUAAUCUACAUGUUCAUAAGGAAGAAAAUGGUAAAUUAGAUGGGGAUGCACCAAAGCCAUCAGUUGAUAAAGAAGAAGAGGUCUUGCAUGUGAAGAAUGCAUCUCAAGGAGACAUUCCAUUUUCUGGCCCAUUACAGGUUUCCACUUCAAGUGGCUUUGCGUGGGCGAAAAGAAGGAAAGAUGAAGCUUCAAUAAGAUCACAUACUCGAUCUAUUUCGAGAGGACACAUUUUCAAUCCAGUAGAGCCUUCAAUUGCAGUGAAUACAAAGAAUAGUUUAGAUUUGAAAACACAUGAAAAUGGAGAUGUUAUGCAUAGGGGACGCGCUGAAUCUAGAGGCCAUGACUCAUAUGAGAUUGCUAAGCUUGCCAUCCAGAACCACUGGGGCAAGUUUGAACGUCCAGAUUCAUUUGACGCUUCUGAUGUUUACCACUCACAGGAAUUAUCUUUGGCACUUUACCAGAGAGAGGAACUUGGACCCACUAAAAGUGAUCUGGGUUUUCAGGAUCAAGGUGAGAAAGUUGAAUUUUCUGGACCCUUAUUAUCACAGUCACACAGAAUUGAUGAACUCUUAGAGAGACAUGAACGGCAAAUCCGACGGGCAGUUCGGAAAUCAUGGUUCCAUAGAGUUCCAGGUAAGAAGCUGGUGAAGUAGUUUGUUCGAUAGGCUUGGUCCGUUGAAGAAAUUGAUUAGGAGGGUAAAGCAGAGAGCUAUGUAUACAAAAUGGAUCCUUUUAUAUGGUCAUAACAAUCUGGAAAAUGCUUUCUCAGGAGUACGCAUCCUAUUCCCAUCCUAUAGUAAUAGUUAACAAAAUAACUAGUUAAAAUCUCAAGUUCAAACCCAGUGCUUAGAAGAAGAGAAGCAAGUCCUGGGAAGGAAAGGGCAAAGAUCAAGUCAGAUAUUUCGGUCACUGUCAAUUAUUCAUGUUGGCUUUCUUUAUUUCACUACGUAUUUUAGUAUCAUCAUCAUCAUCAUCAUCAUUCGGCAUUGUACAGAUCAAUGAUAAAAAUAUAUUUUGACAGAGUGAGCAGGAAAAGGCCUUGUUGUAUAUGCUUCAAUUUAGUACAUUCGGAUAACAACUCCUCCAUUAACACCUAUAAAUUCAUUAAAGAUAAACAUAUUAGAUCAUUUCAAAA